UUUUUCUUAUUUAACUGCGUAUAAGGAUCGCCAAUCAUUUCAAUCGAGAAGUUUUUCUGAAACCGAGUUGAAGGCACUAAAGAAGAAGAGUUUACACUGUUCUGGAAAAAAUGAUUACUCGAACAGUGGAUCUCCGGUCUGACACAGUCACCAAACCAACUGAAGCAAUGCGGGCUGCUAUGGCGACUGCUGUGGUUGAUGAUGACGUUUUGCACCAUGACCCAACUGCUUUAUGCUUGGAAACAGAAAUGGCAAGGAUCACGGGGAAGGAGGCAGCCCUAUUUGUUCCCUCAGGCACAAUGGGUAAUCUAAUUAGUGUGCUUGUUCAUUGCGACACUAGGGGAAGUGAAGUCAUUCUUGGAGACAAUUCCCAUAUCCACAUUUAUGAGAAUGGUGGCAUUUCAACAAUUGGAGGUGUGCAUCCAAGGACUGUAAAGAACAACCAAGAUGGAACAAUGGAUAUUGAUUUAAUUGAAGCUGCCAUUAGAGAUCCAGGAGGGGUGCUCGUGUACCCUACUACAAGGCUUAUCUGCUUGGAAAACACGCAUGCAAACUCUGGAGGUAGAUGUCUGUCUGUAGAAUAUGUAGACAAAGUUGGAGAGCUAGCCAAAAAGCAUGGUUUGAAGCUUCAUAUUGAUGGGGCCCGCAUUUUUAAUGCAUCGGUUGCACUCGGCAUUCCUGUUCAUAGGCUGGUGCAAGCUGCUGACUCCGUUUCGGUAUGCCUGUCAAAGGGUCUGGGUGCUCCAGUUGGAUCUGUUAUUGUUGGCUCCAGAAGCUUUAUUGCCAAGGCCAAAAUACUUCGGAAAACCUUAGGUGGUGGGAUGAGACAGGUUGGGAUCCUUUGCGCUGCUGCUUUGGUAGCUGUACAAGAAAAUGUUGUAAAGCUUGAAGGCGAUCACAAGAAAGCUAAGAUUUUAGCAGAAGGACUGAGUCAAAUCAAAGGAAUAAAAGUCGAUGUUGCUUCAGUGGAGACCAAUAUUAUAUAUUUUGACAUAGAUGAAAGCUCAAAGUUCACAGCAGAAAAACUGUGCGAGUACUUAGAAGAACAUGGUAUACUCGUGACGCAAGAGGGCCCAUUAAGGAUCAGGAUUGUCCUCCACCACCAAAUUUCUGAAAGUGAUGUGCAAUACACCUUGUCAUACUUUCAGCAUGCUCUAUCUGGUGUUCAAGAUCAAAAUGGCAUCUAGUGGGAGAAUUUGUCAUCACUCUCUUCCUUCUCAAGAAGCCCAUUGGGUUUUCUAAACUCGAAUAAUUUCGUAUUUAUUAUUUUUAUUUAAAUAAAGCAGCUCGUGAAAAUGUCCGAACUUUCGUGAACAAUAAAAUACGUCUUGAUGAAAAGUUCGAUCGCAACUUGUGUUCGAAUAAAAAUUAAAUGAAUGAAAUUUGACUAUUUACUAUUUGUUAA
Juglans regia (Persian walnut) is the source of this 1405-nucleotide messenger RNA. RefSeq names its product probable low-specificity L-threonine aldolase 1. The coding region runs from base 111 to 1187 and encodes 358 amino acids. The record is from RefSeq and is a predicted model, not a curated record. Gene Ontology annotation, molecular function: L-allo-threonine aldolase activity. The transcript is spliced from 11 exons. Gene Ontology annotation, cellular component: cytosol. Gene Ontology annotation, biological process: L-threonine catabolic process; glycine biosynthetic process. Lineage: Eukaryota; Viridiplantae; Streptophyta; Magnoliopsida; Fagales; Juglandaceae.